UGAGAGUCGGCCCAAAAAGCGGCGGCCGUUGGAGGUGGCUGCGGCAGCUGCUGCCCUACCCGUUCCUUCCUGUGCGUGACUCAGCCUCAUCUCUACCCGGGUGCGUGCCUGGACGCCGGGUCCUCUCGAGAGUGUGCACCCGCGACUGGAGAUGGGGGGAGCCCUAGGGUUCUUCUGUCACCCACUGUUCGAAUUACAGGCUUUGAGGCAGGAAAGGAUUCUGCACAAGCAUUCGACUACGAGUUGUUUGGUGACUUCGUUCCGUGUUCAAGUUUGUGCUAUUCUGCCUGAGGUUUUUAUUUGUUAUUAUUAUUUUUUUUUGUAUUUUAGUUGCCUGAGUUUUUAAAGCAGUAAUUCUUUAUUAGGGAAGUAGAUUUAGGCAUGCUGUUCCCACUUGUUUCUUUAUUUUGGUCUUAGGGACAGUUGUCUCCCAAACCUCAAUCAUGGCAUUUUAAUCCACUUUUUUUUUUUUUUUCCAUUUUUUUCCCUUCUUUUCACAAGUAUUAAUAAAUCACUUCUUAAUGCUUAAAAGAACUUGGUCUUGUUUAAAUGUAUGUGCCUUUGGACACUUUGAGAAGCUUCGUUUGUAUGGUAGUUUUGGAAGUAGGUGUCACCAUUGCUCCUACAGGUGUGGCAGAUAAGCCCCAGGACUGUUUUCCUGUCUUUAAAUUCAUUGGCAUAGGCACAGCGUGAAAACAGGUUUUAGAAAGCCCUUUGCAAAGUGAAAACUGAAUGAAUGGGAAUAUGGUGAGAGAGCGGCACCACAUAGAAUUUUAACAUGAUAUUGAAAUACUUUCGGCAUAGAGGCAAGGGAAAAGUGCUAAAAGUUUAAUGUGUAUUUAAUUAGCUGCUAUACAAAUUAAACAUUUCCCCUUAAGAGGGAAUUUUGAAGAUUGUUCCUACUACUCUCUUUUGUUGAAAUGUUUGCCUCUGAAGUGACUCCUGAAGUGUGAUGUUUGGUUUGAGGAUAAACAGAAAAAUAAGAAAUUUUGGAAAGCAGUUCAGCCAGAAAUCUUAGAAACUUCACCCUAUCCCUGUCAUUUCAGCUGCUGUUGUAUCCUAUUUUUGUGUGAUUGUGUGGCACUGAAGCACAUAACUAGGACAGACAUUCGGACAUUUAUUUUCUGAAGAGUAGGAGAGGGGCUUAAAAAUUGUUAAUUAUUCAAAAACAUAUGACCUACUGUAUAAGGUUCUAUACCUGGUAGCUUCCAGGUGGUAGUUGGUACCAGAAUGGGUGCAAACUUAGUCUCUUCUCCAUUCUGACUUCAAACCUGGGCCACUACAAUUUCUUGGAUCAUGAAAACUGCAUUCUUCCUUAAAGGGUAUCACUAAGUUGUCUUUCUGUUUCUUUCUGCCAUGGUCAUUGUCAGCAGUGACCCCAGGCCAAAGAACAGUUUUUCAUUCAUUCUCAAUACCUCGAUGAGACCGUGUCCUGCUCUGUGUUUCUGCAACUCUAGUGUGAUUUCGAAGUUGUAUGUUUUUCUACUCCUGUCUAGUGAGACAGUCUCUAAUCUUUCUGGAUCUCAUCAUUAGGUAAUUCAGUGACAAGUUUAAUUGGGGAAAAGUGAGAAGGAUCUAGUACCCCGAAUUUGUUUUGGGUCCUGUCCCAGUUGUCAUCUGGUGAGUAGGUUUUUGUGCUUAAGAAUAUGUUGACUUCAGGCGUUUAACAAGGGACAAAACAUCUAUUUUUAGUGGCUUUAGGAAGUGGUAGGAACAGAAUCUAAGUGUAGCCAGAUGAAAGGUGACUUAUUUCAUUUAGACAGGCAGUACUGUGGACUACCAUGAUCUGUUUCAUCAAAUUAUUCCGAAACAACAGAUCCUUUUCAGGCUUUCUUUUUCUUUUUCUUUUUCUUUUCUUUCUCCCCCCCACCCCCCGCCAAACUUCCUGUUGGCAGAUGUGGCCUCAUGGAUGAGCUGGUACACGACUUAGCCUCAGCCUUGGAGCAGACAUCUGAGCAGAAUAAGCUUGGUGAGCUGUGGGAGGAGAUGGCCCUGAGCCCCCGGCAGCAGAGGAGGCAGCUUCGGAAACGCCGAGGUCGGAAGCGUCGUUCUGACUUCACUCACCUGGCAGAGCAUACCUGCUGCUACAGCGAGGCCUCUGAGUCAAGUCUGGAUGAGGCCACUAAGGACUGUCGAGAAGUGGCUCCCGUGACCAAUUUUAGUGACUCUGAUGACACAAUGGUGGCCAAACGACACCCAGCUCUCAAUGCCAUUGUUAAGAGUAAGCAGCAUUCUUGGCAUGAAUCUGACUCCUUUACUGAAAAUGCACCUUGUCGACCACUCAGGCGCAGGCGGAAGGUGAAGCGAGUGACAUCAGAGGUGGCUGCUAGCCUGCAGCAGAAACUGAAGGUGUCAGAUUGGAGCUAUGAGAGAGGCUGCAGGUUCAAAUCUGCUAAGAAGCAGCGUCUGUCCCGCUGGAAGGAGAAUACUCCCUGGACCUCAUCAGGCCACGGAUUGUGUGAAUCAGCAGAAAACAGGACUUUCCUAAGCAAAGCAGGAAGGAAAGAAAGGAUGGAGUGUGAAACAGAUGAACAAAAACAGGGCUCUGAUGAGAACAUGUCAGAAUGUGAAACCAGCAGUGUGUGUAGCAGCAGUGACACUGGGCUCUUUACCAAUGAUGAAGGGCGACAAGGUGACGAUGAGCAGAGUGAUUGGUUCUAUGAAGGAGAAUGUGUCCCAGGAUUCACUGUUGCUAAUCUUCUGCCCAAGUGGGCUCCUGAUCAUUGUUCUGAAGUAGAAAGAAUGGAUUCUGGAUUGGAUAAAUUUUCAGAUUCCACAUUCCUUUUACCUUCUCGGCCAGCUCAAAGAGGGUAUCAUGCUCGCUUGAAUCGUCUGCCUGGAGCUGCAGCUCGGUGCCUCAGAAAGGGGCGAAGAAGGCUGGUUGGGAAGGAGACCAGCAUAAACACUUUGGGGACUGAGAGGAUAAGCCAUAUCAUUAGUGACCCUCGGCAGAAAGAAAAGAAUAAAGCGUUGGCUUCUGAUUUUCCUCACAUUUCUGCUUGUGCACAUGAGUUCAAUCCCCUGUCUCCCCUUUACUCACUGGACGUUCUUGCCGAUGCUUCUCACCGAAGGUGUUCACCAGCACACUGCUCUGCCAGACAGGCAAAUGUACAUUGGGGACCACCAUGUUCACGUGACAUCAAGAGGAAGCGGAAACCAGUGGCCACAGCAUCUUUGUCUAGCCCCAGUGCAGUUCACAUGGAUGCAGUGGAGCCAACCACACCAGCAUCACAAGCCCCCAAAUCACCCAGCUCUGAGUGGUUGGUCAGGACCUCUGCAGCAGAGAAAGCCACAGAUGCAACUACUGCUACAUUUUUUAAAAUGCCACAAGAAAAGAGCCCUGGAUACAGCUAGAGAGCAAGACUUCACCCUCCAGGAGCUGACUGGGUGUUGCUGAAGCAAAUGUUGGACUUUGUGUUAGAUAGUCUUGCAUAUCUUAAUCGACAUUCUCAGUCCUUUCACCACCAGAACCAACUCCUCUUUCAGACACAGCAGUGGACUCUUUCUCUCAGAAGAUCAUGUUGUGGGAGUCUUUUUUUUUUUUUUAAUAGUAAAAUACUGAGGCAGCAAUUUUUUACAAAAAGGUCAUCCUCUGCUCUAUUUGUUACCUUGUUAUUGCUGUCUCAACAUUUACUACAGCUCCAUUUACAGAGCUGUUGCUUUUUUGCAGUUGUCUUUGUUCUUGAAAAACCAGUAACUGCUUCUGCAUACGUUUUGUGUAGAGCUUUUAAUAUCAUUUGAGGAAGUUCCAAAUUUGUAGUCAGUUCCAAACAAAUUUAAAUACUGAGUUGAGGCCUGUAUGGAAUUGUUUGCAGGAGAUAAGGCUUGCCUUUGAGCCUACUCUUGAUUCACGCAGAGUGCCAAUAAGAUAAAUCAACGAGGUUCUCAUUUUGGAGCCUCAAAAGAGACACCAGCAACUGGGCCUUGAGAACUUCCAUUUUUUUGCAGAUUGUCUGCAGAAACUCAGACAGCUCAUCAGCAGCAGCAGCUGUAUUGUAUUUUACCUCAUCUUCAGAGUUUAUGUUCUACUGAAAGAGGACGUGUGUAUACAUGCACACGCACACACACAGCUUGGUGUAAUGGUGAAGAUGGUUUAGGUGUACAGCAAAUUUAAAAUAGUCAGUGAAUUGUGUCUUACUACUUCAUGUCCCAGUGUAAGCCUUUAUGUCCUAAGCAGAACUUUAUUGUUAGUAUUAUAGGUUAAUAACCUGCAGCAGAAAUUCAUACUCUAUUAUAAUAAUGACUUCUUGGGGCCAUGCUUUGGGGAGGUAAAAUGUCUUUUUGACAUGCCUUUAUAUUUGGCGUGUUUAUGAUGGCUCAGCUGCAUGUGGAGUUAUAUAUACAGUCGUGCCUGAAGUUGGAUGCUACUUUGUCAAAAUGAGAAAUAAGUGAUGGCCUGGAGCUGCUGGAGAGAAGCCACGCUUUCUAAAAAGUAUUAUCAAGAGUGUCUGUCAUUCAUUCAGGGGCCUGGCUGACAGAAGGGCUUUUUUUUUUAAUACCAAUGAGUGCAUUUACUCUGAAAUACACAGAAGCUCUUGGUGAAUUGCUGCCUGCUCUGGUCACAUUGUAGAGGGACUCCCACUCAUGCACCUGCUUAUUUUCUGUCUUAAAUAGGUGCUGGAUGGGGCAGCACCUCCUUCCCCCAAAGUGCGAUUGCCCCUGUUUCCCAUACAAAGUGUAAUGAUGGGUUGCUUUAUCAUACUCCCUUUUACAAUUAUAGUCCUUAUCAAUGGAAACUCCAGAUUUCUUUAUCGAUGAAGUGGGGAGGUGGGUGGGCAUGAAUCUAGUUGGAAAAGGGGAUUUGAAGCUAAGUUUACAUGGCACUUUAAGACUGAGAACAUGUCAAUUGUUCAUAAUCAGGAAUAUGGUAGAGGGAGAGCAGGUGGAGACGAUGGGACGGGAAAGUGCUGAAACCGGCCCAGCAUGCCUCUGAGUCGCCCUUGGUUCUCAUGCAGCAGUGUGUGUGCUCACAGGGGUGUUCCACCCUUGGUUCUCGUGUCAUGCAGCAGUGUGGGAGAGUGCUGAAGCCGGCCCAGCAUGCCUCUGAGUUGCCUCUGGUUCUCAUGCAGCAGUAUGUGUGCUUAACAGGAGUGGAGAUGAUGGGACGGGAGAAUGCUGAAACUGGCCCAGCAGACCUCUGAGUCACCUGUGGCUCUCAUGCAGCAGUGUGUGUGCUUACAGGGAUUUCCCAGGCUGCACUUCCCUUCCCUGUGGGCUGCACCCACAGAAGUAUAGAAAAUAUGUCUGUUGAAUAUAAAUUGGUACCACUGAAUUGUUUUAGUGAUGAGGUUAGAUUUUGUUGUCAUGUGCAUUGUCACCAUAGUGACCCGUGGCAUAUAUUUUUAACAUACUUGGUUGGGUUUGAGAGAAAUCUGUGGACAUAAUUUUUUGUUUGUGUCAAGCUGUAUGACUCAUGCAGUGAUUGGUCCCAUGAUCAUGGCCUAUUAGUGAAAACCUCCAAAGGUCAGGUGGCCAAGGUGUUCCCACAUUUUUUCUAUAUAACUUGUUGCCUGAUAGUCCACUUUUCUACCUAUGAUUAAAAAUAAUUUUUAUAUACAACAUUAUUUACAUUUCAAACAUCUCUACAAAGUCAUGCCAUUUUAAGGAGACGAAAACAGUCACAGAGUUGAGUGACUUGCUCCAAAUCACAGAACUAAGCCAGGACUUGAAUCCCAAACUUUCAGAUUUUCUCUGCCCUGGGUUAUAAUCUCUUGUUUUUCAGUGAUAGACCUGAGUCAGUCUGAGAUGCUUAUUUAUGAAACAGUAUACCGUGAAUAUUUAUUAUCUUCUUGGGCAUGCUUUUCUACCCAUUUUGAAUACUUUCAACAGGGAUUACCCAAGAAUGCAACAUCUACCUGUAAUAAAUGGGGAGAAAGUUAGUUGCCUGAGAGAAUAGAAUAUUAAGCACACAAAUACUUUCCAACACAGGGUUGUAAAUUGUGCUCCUCAUUUUAAGGUGCUGUAUGUGCAUGUUUAAGGAUUAUUAAUCAAUGUAUUCUGCUUGCUUUCUGUAUUAACCAGUUUCAGAGGAUAGCCUUAUAAAUGAGUGUAUUUUGAAUCUUAAAACUUAAAGUUUCUUUAUAUGCGGCACAGUGUAUAAUGUCAUAAAUUAAGAAAAAUCUAUUAUCUUUCAAAGAAAUUACCUAGUUUCAAAAAUCAGGUUUUGUAAUCAGUGUUGAAAAACUCUGAAACACGACUUACUUUGAGGAUGAUCCUUGAGCUCAUGUAUUUGACCUGCUCAAAAGUAAUAACUAAAGCUGAGUUAAACAGUUUUUAUUUAUUUCAGGGUUCUGAUUUUUCCCAGCUGGCUACACAGAUGGCCUAUCUGAAUCCUAAUUUUGUGUGUUUUCCACGAUGGGCAGAAGUCAAAACAUUAUCUGCUUCUGUGAGGAUCGUUAAUAAAAAGUUGGUUUUAAUUACGAGUUUAA
Molecule: messenger RNA, 6428 nt
Organism: Cercocebus atys (sooty mangabey)
Lineage: Eukaryota; Metazoa; Chordata; Mammalia; Primates; Cercopithecidae
Gene: GPATCH2L
Product: G patch domain containing 2-like
Exons: 10
Coding region: 1906-3354 (482 amino acids)
Source: RefSeq, a predicted model, not a curated record